GAAGCUGAACUUGGAGGCAGUGGUGAACUCCACAACAGAAGUGACGACGAUGUCGGUCCUGCGAGGAGAAAAUGAUAUGGAAGUUCCCUUUACUGGCCCUCCAACUGGCAUCAUCCUCGUGCUCGUCGUGGAAACCGCGAAUCUCCGCCAAGCCGUGACCUCGGGUCACACCUCACGUCCUUCGCCUCCUCCUCCUCCUCCUCCUGCUCCUCCAGGCAACCCAACAACAAUCCAGAAACAUCAUAGUCCUCCCGAAAAUCCCGUCGAAAUUCCUUCACUAGUCAUACGAAAGCACAGCAUCAGAGACAUCAUCGAUUCGCAACCCAGGCUGCAUUCCAAACGUCUCCGUUCACCAGCAUCGGGAAUCGCUGAGAUGGGGAUCUUUCAUCGUGGGUUCGAUGACGCGGGUUCCUCGGAUCAGGGAUUGAAAGCAUCUUUGUUCUGGGUCGAAUGUCGUGGACACGAGGAUUGCGAGGCUGGGUUCUUGUGUGUGCAGGACUCGAACCCGGGCGAAGAAGGGUUCCGACGCAGCUGGUGCCGGAAAUGCGACGGAUUACGCGAGUACCUCACUUGGGGCGGACUCGACCGAUGCAGUUCAAUCACGCAGGUUUACCCAACCCGGACACAACCCACGGAACCCCAGAAAAUCGGAACACUCGUCCGCCGCGCCUACUCCCCCGAGAAACGCCGGAUCCGACGUCCCGCGUCGCCGCCCCCGCACGUGAUCCGCAAACGCCAGGUUCCACAAAACCCCGACGACACCAACAGACCCUUGGUCAUGGUUGAACUAGACAAGUCAACUGAGAAGGCCCGGGAGUUGAUAGAUCGCCUCCUCAACGUGGUGCCCGCGGAAACGGGAUCCCAGAAUAACCGUGACAACGGCAAAACUGGCUUCGGGCACCAUGGCAGUGAGUCAUUGCGAGGAGAGAUUGGCCAACUGCGACGAUUGGCGAUGCGCAGACGGAGGAAUCUGUUUGAAACCCAGCUGGAGAAUCUGAACAAGGCGAAAAGAAUGGUUGCCCAGCGAGUGACGCAGCAGCAGCCGGGAGCAGUGAUGUACAACACUGCGCUGCCGGGGAAUCUCCAGCUGGAUGCACUUCAAUCGCAGUUUCAACAGGUUGAAACAGUGGAGAAGAAAAACGCAAUCCUGGAACGACUCAUGUCGGACGCGCUGCACCCCGACAACAUUGCCGACGGAAUAACGAAAAUCCGGCGAUUCGUGGAAGCCCUCAAAUCCGAGCUUUGGCUCUUACCUCCUUCUCCUAUGAGAACAGCGUUGCGUGACGUCGGUGCUUCCAUACUCGGGUCUCUGCCCACGCCCAAAGACCUUCCGACCAACGAAAACUUCGAUUCAUUUCAGUGGAAAACAAAUGUCCCUACGCUCCGAAAUUCCGGCGACAUCACACCUUCCCAGCAGCAAGCAAACAUGCGAAUAUCGCGAACCACCACCACAUCGCAGGAUUGGCAGAAGUACAAACUCGAUCAAGCAUACAAGGUGAAAACGGAGCUGGAUAAACUGCAGGACCUGGAUAUGAACCAACAAAAGUCUAUGCUUCAACGACAGAUCGACGCGUUGGCGACGCUGAAAAUCAUUUUGCAAGGCUACGACGACGAUUCGACUUAUGGACAUCCAAGCAUUCGCGAAGCUUACCAUGAUGCCAAGCAACAAACGCAUGUCAAACGGGAACCGGAUUCGUUCAUGGAAGAAUUCAAUGACUCUUACCCAGUGCGCAGCAGGUCUCGACGUUCCAUCACACAGACCGGAGAACCCUCACCAACAGUGCAAGAAACAAUUCUCAACUUACUCCACGAAAUCGAAAAAAAGCCAAAGGUGCCAAGAGAAAUUCCGAAAACGCCCGAGAAAAAAGAAAAACGAUUGGAAAAUAUUUCCGACACUCUGGCAAACUUCCGUUCGCUGCUCCAGAGAUCACAGACCGCAAAUGAAAUUCAAACUCCACAAAAGGUCACUCGAUCUUCAUCCAGUGAUCCGGUUGACAAAACUGCUCUCGACGCGGAUUUCGAUAAAGAGCUCACCCAACGCGCCCGCAAAAUUACAGAUGAAAUCCUCCGCGACGAAAUGAUGAAGGCGUAUCGGAAUGCAGAAAAAUCCGAGGAGGUGAACUCAAGUUCAAAGGAAUACUAUCCCAGUUUCUUCAAGAAGUUCAAGACCCGCAAUAUCAGCUCGGACGAUGAAAUUUGCGAAGCGUUAUCCGAAGUUUGCCAAAAGAAGUGGAACACACUAUCUUCGGAACAUUUCAAAGGUGAACUAGCAUCUGGUCAGAUAACCGUGUAUGAGUCACCGAGUAACACCAACGCGAGAACCCAUGAUGCCAUGCAGGACUCGGAGCAAGGCGUGCGGGGAUUCCCGAGGCAACAAAGCAAAAUGACUCAGCAAAGCCAAGUAGGCAGUAAGAUGUCCGAGAAGAACAUGCCACAUUUACUAAACAGAAGAGCGCCAACAGAGACAUCUAGUAACCUCAAUGAUGGCGGUGUUGACAGGAAUGAGGAGUUCAUGAUCAAGCAACAGCUCAAGCGCCAAAUUAUCCAAUUCGAGCGUCUCAAAAGAAGUCUGUACGGUAACACUCACGCAAACGCGAAUGACCCAGAGCCGGUCAUAGAGCGCAUGCAGAAGCACGCCAAGCAACGAUUGGCAAUGGCGCUGCCCAGUGACUGCGCUCACGCACGUUCAGUUGAGGAUUGCGUUCGCGUGAAACUCGCGCUUUCCCAGUCCUGUUCUUGCGACUACAACCGACCAAAACCUCCGCUGGACCCUGAAAAGAAGUACUGCAUGACAAUAUGCUUUGACUUGUACAUGUCACCUGAUGGUGAAAUCGACACACGUCCAAGCGACCACUGCCCGGCUGGGAACUGUAAGAGUGAAGCCCUCUUGAUGAAGCCUGUACCUGUGCCUGUGCUUGAACAUUCGGAGUCUCUCCAUGAAAUCUGUACCUGCCCGGGAGCUCCGUUGAGCAGCGAAAGCCCGUCUGCCAAGUGCUGCUCCCAACCGGCCCCACCGACACCACAACUCAAACAGGAGAACACUUGCAGUAAAUGCGGUGCAGUCACCAAUCUGCAACCGUCGAACGCAUCAGUUCCGCAGCGAAAGGAAUACGCCUUAGUUGAGUACUCACUCAUAGGUCCAAAGGGUGGUGAAGGUGAAGAAGGCUUCCAGGUGCGUUCCUUCAAAGUCAUCAACGAAAUUCCGCAAAACUCGAAUCGGGCCUCUCGUGAGGAACUUCUGCGAAAAGCCUUGGAAUCUGCACACACCGAAACGACGCAAAGCGCACCUUCUGACGCGGCGGAUUUGAAGAGAACCGUGAAGAUCAUCUUGCCACACACUGAUGAAGAGUUGAGCCGUGAGGAUCACAAGGCUGAUGAAAUCCAUCAUCCGAACCCACGAUGGCGCGAAGAUGACGAUUACAAUCGAAAUGAGGAUUACUACGACUAUGAGCAGAGUGAGAAUGAAGAAAUGCGGUUCACCCCAGCUCCAGGACUCCAGGAGAACCGACGAAAAGCUCGAAAAGUUCCACGGUUUAAGAAGUGGAAGGAUGACAAUUCUGAACAGAUACCGCACAUGAGUAAAUCUUUGACGACCAGACUUGCUUCAGCUCUAAAGAAGCGCUUGGAGUCCAUCAAAGAUGACCAGUCCGGAGUAAAUGAUGACUACGUCGAUGACCAUUCU
This is a messenger RNA of Notodromas monacha, 3682 nucleotides long. The record is from the annotation of a GenBank genome assembly. NCBI's taxonomy places the organism in Eukaryota, Metazoa, Arthropoda, Ostracoda, Podocopida, Cyprididae.